AUGGUAAUUCAGCUUCCAGUACGGCACAGCGUAGGUUCGGUGCUGGCAUCAGUCAGUGGCCACCUGUUCUCCGGUCGAAAAGGGUUUGUCAUCAUCAUUUUCGCAUUUCGUUUCGACCUCGCCUAUAUGCUCUCCACUGGGAUGCUCCAGACGAACCAAAGCUCUUUCCGACCUCGGGUCGACCCAACCUUUAUUACGAGUAAAACUAGAAAGCCGCUCGACAAAUACAGUAUGCCGAACACCAAAACGAUCCGUGUGCCGCAUCUUUUCGGCACCGAUGCGGCGUACCAGAUGCCUCGAAAGUACGACGCGAGCAAGCCGACAUGCGUGCUCGUCAACAGUUUCACCAUGACGUCGGAUCUAUAUGCGGCCCAAUACAAGAACGAGGCGCUCCUCGAUGCCAUGAACAUCAUUGCCAUCGAGCCUCUAGGCCACGGCCAGACGAGAACAAGCACCGACACCUUCACUUACUGGGACACGGCCAUCAUGAUCCUCCAGGUGCUUGAUGCGUUGGACAUCAAAGGCAAAGUGUUCGCGCUGGGCACGAGCCAAGGCGGAUGGAUCGUGGUCCGACUGGCUCUUCUUCAGCCGCACCGGAUCGCCGGCAUCAUCCCUCUCGGGACCAGUAUGGACUUUGAGAGCGAGCGGUCACGCAAGCUGGGCAACUUUGAUUGCCUGAGCACCCUGGCCGGACCCAUCAAGGAGCUCGAGUCGACGGAGCCGACGCCGGACUUCGUCGUUUCACAGGAAUUCCGAGACUUCCCCAUCUACGUCGGAUUCGGGAAGGGGGUCGACCAGAAGACGGUCGACUUUUGGAACGAAGAAUUGAAGAAGAACUACAGUGGGGAUGCAGGACGGAAACGCUUGAAGGAAGUAACCAUCAAUUUGAGAGACCGCGAUGGGCUCCACAAUAGGCUCUAUGAUGUACGAUGCCCGGUCCUCUGGCUGCAUGGUACCGAAGAUCCUGCGUACUGUGUGCCGAAUGCAGAGGACGAAAUCAAGAUGUUUGUCAAUUCGCCCGAAGCCAGAUUACAGGUUGUGGAAGGAGGCCAACAUUACCUCAGUGCUAGUCAUCCGGAAGUCGUUGACAAAGCAUUGAUGGACUUCGUGGCCAAAUAUAGUUAA
This is a messenger RNA of Exophiala xenobiotica, 1125 nucleotides long. RefSeq lists its product as uncharacterized. The transcript has 2 exons. Bases 1 to 1125 code for a protein of 374 amino acids. Lineage: Eukaryota; Fungi; Ascomycota; Eurotiomycetes; Chaetothyriales; Herpotrichiellaceae. The record is from RefSeq and is a predicted model, not a curated record.